Cephus cinctus (wheat stem sawfly) is the source of this 865-nucleotide messenger RNA. Its product is annotated as waprin-Phi1. Gene Ontology annotation, cellular component: extracellular region. NCBI's taxonomy places the organism in Eukaryota, Metazoa, Arthropoda, Insecta, Hymenoptera, Cephidae. The record is from RefSeq and is a predicted model, not a curated record. The transcript is spliced from 3 exons. Bases 40 to 594 code for a protein of 184 amino acids. Gene Ontology annotation, molecular function: peptidase inhibitor activity.
UAGCCAGUUUUGAGAGGCGUGGGGAUAUCUAUAUAUACGAUGUAUGAGAGCGUAAAGGAUUCUGUUGACGCAGAGAACGAUCAUUUAUUCCAUUCAAGUUACGCAGAUCGUCUUACACCAGUGUCGAAAACAGACGAAGCAAGAAUGUCAAGAAUUGUGAAACUCUUAUCGUUAUCUCUCAUACUGGCCAUCACUAGAACCGUGUUAUGUCAAGAUUACAAUUAUUAUUCGCGUAAACCGGGUUCCUGUCCACCAGCAUUACCUGUGCAAAUUUGCUCAAAAUCUUGUGUCGUGGAUGAACAGUGCCAAGGCAUUGGUAAAUGCUGUCCAACCAGUUGCGGUGGAUUCGUCUGUUCACGUCCGGUCACUAUGAGAAAUCCCACAAUGAAAGAGAAAUCUGGUUCCUGCCCUACUGUACCGACCGGGCGAUGGAUUUGCUCUCCAACAUGCAGUACUGACGGUGACUGCAGAGGGGCGCGGAAGUGCUGCAAAAAUCGCUGCGGCGCGCUUACUUGUCAGAAACCUGAAAUAGAGGCACCAGUCUACGACUAUAAUACGAAUAAUCCAAACCGUUAUUAUGCAUACAGUAAUUGAUGUACCGUGUCUGAAAACACUUCAGAAUAAUCUUGAAAGCCUCGGUACCAUGUAAUUGCAGAGUCAAUGGUAUAUGUACCCCGUGUAUGUACUUAAGUAUUAUUGUAAGAUGAGAUCACUAAUAGCACAAGAAUUGUGUGUGUAACAAAGUGAAACGCCUGAAUUACCAGAGUACGAGAUUGGAAUAAACCAUUACUUCUGUUAUUACCUAAAAGCACGUAUAUAUUGAUUAAUACUCUCUGCAAUGUAAAUAUAGUCUCUAGUUAGUUCA